This is a messenger RNA of Parastagonospora nodorum SN15, 267 nucleotides long. RefSeq lists its product as hypothetical. The transcript has 2 exons. Bases 1 to 267 code for a protein of 88 amino acids. The record is from RefSeq and is a predicted model, not a curated record. NCBI's taxonomy places the organism in Eukaryota, Fungi, Ascomycota, Dothideomycetes, Pleosporales, Phaeosphaeriaceae.
AUGCCUAUCGGCCAGCAAGAUUCCGGCGCCACGGCGGGCGCGAAGUUUGUCACCUCUACGGUCGGUAACACUCUCGGUGGCGUUACCAACACAGUUGGUGGAGUAGUUGGUGCUCUUGGACGAGGUGUCGGAGAGACACUUGAGGGCGCAACUGGCAGUGCUGGACGUCCUAUUGCCAAUGGAUUGAAAGAUGCAACAAACGGAAUCGAGAAGGGGGCGAAUGAUGUGGCUGGAGGAGUGAAGAGAGCUGGGGAGUGGAAGUCUUGA